Molecule: messenger RNA, 2856 nt
Organism: Achroia grisella
Lineage: Eukaryota; Metazoa; Arthropoda; Insecta; Lepidoptera; Pyralidae
Product: SANT and BTB domain regulator of class switch recombination
Exons: 17
Coding region: 250-2796 (848 amino acids)
Source: RefSeq, a predicted model, not a curated record
UUAAUGCCAUUAGAUUACACUUUUAGUAUUUAUUAUUAUUUCUUUUGUAUUAACAUAUCAGUUUUACACCACCGCCACCAAUAGUAAAAAUAUUUUUCAUCUAUUUUGAAACUGAGAUACAUUGUAAUAUUUUAACAUAACAUAUUUAAAAUGUUUUUAUCGAUGGACUAUUAUUACAACAUUAUGUGCCUGGUUUCUAGGUGCUUUAUUUGAUCAAUAUCCUAAUCAGUAUUUGUAGAAUACUUAAAAAUGGCGAGCCCUAAUUCAGAAACAGAGUCAACUUCUAUGUUUAUGCAAAGAAGCGAUGGUAAGAAAACAAUAAGUCCACCGCGUUCCGAAUCAUCAUCUAGAAGAAACUCCUCUGUCAAUGUAGCACCAGCGGAAAUUAUCACAGUAAAAGACUUCUUUGAUUUCAUGAAGACAGCCUAUCAGGUUUACGAGCACUUGGAAGGUGACGAGGAGGAGGGAUCAAAAAUUAAUUGGGAGGAAUUGACAAAGUUAACUGUUAUCAAUCACGUUAUUGAGCAGCAAGAGAGAGAUCUUCUUUAUCAAACUGCUUUUGCAGAACCGAAGCCAAUUGUUAGUAAAAGUGAUACGGCAAUUGUGAAGAAAAGUAGCAUUGAGCGCACUGAAAAACGGUUCAGUUGUAGUGAACUGGAAGGAAAAGUUCGAAGGCGUUCAUUGCCACCUGAAUCAAGAGUUGAGAUGCUCGGAGUAUGGACAGAAGCUAAUCUCAAUUGUAAAUUAAAUGAUGUUAUAAAUGAAGGAAUAUUGGACUCUAUUUUACCUUACUUACUUGGGUAUAAAAAACCAUCGAAGACAACUAGUGUUUACACUCCCAUUAUUAAGAAGGUCACAUCGAGCUCAACAACUGAGAUAAAAAAGCCAGCUAGUUUUGGAGGUUUCGUAAAUGAAAAAGAAUCUAGAGACCGACUUGGAAGACGGAAAUCGUCAGUUGUAGCUGCUCAAGAGCGAAGUAAUCAGAAACAAGAUGGCGACGUGGAAAUUCACGUAUGUGACGAGGUGAAGGGCCUCAAGAAGGACUUCAGAUGCCCUCAGAAACUGCUCGUCUCCAAGAUGGGGUACUUUGCUGACGUCACGGCUGGACAGAGGCUCGAGGAUAUGGACAUAUCCGUACACUGCGACAUUCAGAUCUUCGAUUGGCUGAUGCGUUGGGUUAAACGCGACAGCAUCCUGGUAGCUGAGUGGCCACUGCUCGACCCUCACAACGUUGUGCCCAUACUGGUCUCCGCUUCUUUUCUGCAGAUGGAGCCACUCCUCCACGACUGUCUCAUCUACUGCCACGCCCAUCUGAAUGAUAUUGUGAAGACGUCUACCAACCUCGCCUGCCUCAGUGAUGCACUCCUCACCAGAUUAGCAGCAAUGUACACAAACGCGGAAUUAGAAGCAAUAAGAGACCGUAAGGAUAAAAUCCAGUCGCGUCUCUACUGCAAGAUGAUAAUGUCCCUCGCUGAACCGGUCCCUGAAACCCUCCGUGGGCACUACGCCACGCUCGCCACGCUGUUCAAGUGUGUCAAAUGCAACAAACUGCUGGGGCGGUAUAUAGCCGAGCAAGUGCCAUGCCAGCCGGCUAGCAUGAGGGUCGACCGACGGGGGAAUGUCAUCUCCUCGCACAACAAGGAUCAAAGCUGGAGCCUCAAUGAGUACAUCACGUGGCUGUACGGGGAGCUGCGCUCGUGGCGCCGCGUCUACUGGAGGCUGUGGGCAGAUUGUCACUUCCUCAGGUGUCAACUGUGUGACAGUUACUUUCCCGCUUAUCAGAUGGAGUGGUGUUCCCACCAUGAGCAGAGCGCGCACAUGUUCGCGGUGGAUGGCCGGCCCCCCCUGCCCGCCGGCCGGUACCCCUGUUGCGGCGAAAGAGCCUACCGGUUCGAAACCAUCACCAGGAACACGGGUUGCCAGUUCCGCGAGCACGCGCCUGAUGAGCGCCUGGCGACUGACGCGGCCGUGAUGGAGGUGUACAACAAGUUCCGCGACAUCAUCGCCAUGAGACCUCCGCAGCUGAUGUUCCCGGAGCGUCUCACCAGGCUCGUACCCAGAGAACUGGGCGACGACAGCACCGGCCGUCUACAAUGCAAGGAGGUGUUCUGGUGGCAGGGCAUCCAACUGGUGCCUCCGCGGCAACACCUCGGUCUGCUCGGCAAGUUGUACACCAGCAACAUCAAGUUCAACCCAAGUGCGCGCCCCGGCUCCCCGACGCUGGCCGGUACAAGGGUCUCCGCUCAGUCUCUCGCCGGGACCUGCACCGCAGGACCCUGUCAGUCACCAGAGUGUGACACUAAACUGAAGCCCCAACUGCAAGAAACCAGAGCAGAACCGUUGAGAGUAAAGAAAGGCAUCCAAGUCAGUGGGAUGAUGCCGGCCGGGGGCGAUGUAGCUGCUGAUGAUGGAGCCGAGGAUACCAGCUCGGAUGAGAGUGAACAAAGCUCGGCGAGUGCCAGGAGCGAGGAGGACGUGCCGCCCAAGAGGUCACCACGGCUGCCCCGGCCGCGCUCCAAUCCGCCCAACAAACGAGUCCGCGUGGUGGGCCGUCAGUGGGUAGCUUCGCUAUCAGCUCGCAGCAACCAGGACGGACAGCGGCGCUUCGAAGAGCGCGCCGCACGACUCAUGAAGGCUGCGCUCGCAAGACGUGCCGCCAUCACACCAGCCAAACCCAAGACACCGGCCGGUGGUGUUUAUCCCAAGCUGGAGGCGGAAUGGCGGGAACGGCACGGCCAGAGAGCAAGGAAUACUGUGUCGGCUCGUCCCCGACAACCGGCCAACAAAUUCAAAUGAACAGACCAACUGACCUGCUUUUAUUAUAUAUAUAUCUACUAUCGUUGGUAGAAAAUUGUA